GCUACAGGGUAACUUAGUUUGCACUGGGUUGGACUUAGUAAUUUGUCUCCUCCUUUCAAACCCCGCUUCUCAGCUCAAGAUCUUGCCCGAUAUUGGAUCACAUUCUAUGUCUAUUUGAUGGGCACGGGAACAAUCUGCAAUACUGCUCUGGCCCAGAAAGAUACAUCAUGAGCGAAAGAGAGGCAAAGCGCAUUCGACAGGCCUGUCAAAACUGCAGGCGGAAGAAAACACGGUGCUCCGGCGAGCGGCCCACCUGUGUGUUCUGCGCCCGCCUCAAGCAAACGUGUACCUACGGUGAUUUCUCAUUCUCCGUUGAUGGAGAGCGCCCGCUUCUGUCUCGUCAACAGCGCCAGCCCGAAACAACAUACCCUAACGGAACAGUGUCUGCAUCAAUAGAUGCUGGCUCAAUGAGCUCGCAAGAUGCAGCCUUGUCCGCCAGAGUUGCCAUGCUCGAGUCUCAACUGAACUUGCUGAAUAACACUGGGAGGGGAAACCUUUUCCUUCCUAUGGGUGCGCCUCGAACCCAGCGUCGCACUUGGACAACGCCAUCUACCUCAGCGUCGUCACAGUCGUUCACGUCGCUACCGUCACCAACAUUACUUGAGUCCCUGACGGACACCUACUUUCAGUAUUGCCAUAGCCAACCGUAUUACUACUUCACGGAAGAAAGCUUCAGACGUCGCCUCUUGGCAAACGCCUUGCCCAGCUGGCUCCUGCUGGCAUUUGUGGCGACAGCUUGCAGGUUCUCUGAAGAGCCGUGCUUCCAAGGACGCCAUGAAGAAGCAGUCGAAAGCUAUGCGGACACAGGAUGGAGUGAGAUUCACGAAAAAGUCUUCAGCCAGGAUGACUUCAUGAAUGUACACACAGUCCAGGCAGUUAAUAUGCUGGCUGUUAUAGACUUCACAGCCGGCAAGAAUCAGCGUGGCUGGGUCAAAAUAGGUCUUUCCGUCCGCUUCGCAGAAGCACUGAAUCUAUCCUCCGAGCCCGAUCCUGCCCUGCCAAUGUGGCUCCAGGCGGAACAUCGCUGGACUUUCUGGUCCGUCUACCUACUAGAUCGUCUAGUUUCUUGUACCCCCCAGCACAAACCAGCUAUCCAGGACACUGAUUGCACCCUGGAACUACCACAGCAGCUUACAGGACCGCAACACGCAGACGGGCACCGCACAGGGGUCAAGCUAGCAUCUUUGCACAGCAUGACCAACAGUGCCGCAGAUAUUGACCAAGCUGGACAUUUCGUUCUUGUGGCGUCCGCCCUGGGGAGGGUUCAGAAAUACAGCUUGAGGUCAGCCCCAUGCCAACAUGCCUACCCUCCGUGGGACUUCCGCAGUGAGUUCGCGUCUAUCAAUACCACCCUCAUGACAUUUGAGUCGUGUUCGCCGCUCGUUUGGGCCAGCAUCGACACCGUCUUAGACGAAACAAGCUUGGUAGCAGCGGAAAACGGCACGACAGCGGAGACCAUGGGUAUUCUGUGCUUUUCUCACGCUCUCUACUUCACCUGCCAAUGCAUACUCAACCACCCGUUUCUCACCCUUCGGGUUCUCUCAUCGCAGAAAGAAGCUGUGCCGUUUUCCUUUGCUCGGUCCACACUUCUGGCAAGCCGAGAAAAUGCUGUCAAACUAACGCUGUUAUUGCAAUACUUAUUAAGGAAGCGAGUUUGUCUCACGAGCUUUCUGGGGUACAGUGCCGUGUGCGCCGGUGUUACUCAUCGUUUGUUUAUGAGUCAUCGCGAUGUUACAAUCCAAGAAACUUCUCGUCGAAUGUACGACUUGACACUCCAAUUCCUUCGCGAGGCUCCUGUCCGCUGGCAGAACUACCGCCGAAUGGAAGAGUUCUUAUCAGCAUUUGACCCAGAACCAGAGGCGACAGCAUCUCUAGUCAACCCUACCUUCCCCGUAAAGAUGACAUCUCAUCCAAAUGCGGAAGAGAUGUGCAGUCUUCUCGACUAUUGUCGGAUGUCAGACCAAGCCACAAACACGAAAAGAGCCUCGAGCAGUACAUCACAGACAGCACCACCGCCACCACCAAAAGACACACAUUUGCAAGACUGGACUUCUAUCUCGACGGUAGAUUCUUCCGAUCAUCAAUCUGCGGGGCUUGAGCAACCGUUCAACGUCGAUAUCGAUGCCCUACUUGCCAUGGGUCUAGACCUUGAGGAGUUGAGUCGUGUGAACAGCAAUACAGCUGGCUCCAGUGACUGGUCCCAGCUGUAGAUUCAAAAUAUGAGUCUUGGGGAUGAUACAUUCAAAUUCAAUGUACUGCAGCCUCGAAUUCACGUGUUGACACAAAUUGAGGCCCUAAACUCCUGUCGAAGCAACAU
Messenger RNA from Ilyonectria robusta, 2317 nucleotides. RefSeq lists its product as uncharacterized. Gene Ontology annotation, biological process: DNA-templated transcription; regulation of DNA-templated transcription. The coding region runs from base 168 to 2210 and encodes 680 amino acids. Lineage: Eukaryota; Fungi; Ascomycota; Sordariomycetes; Hypocreales; Nectriaceae. The transcript is spliced from 7 exons. Gene Ontology annotation, cellular component: nucleus. Gene Ontology annotation, molecular function: DNA binding; zinc ion binding; DNA-binding transcription factor activity, RNA polymerase II-specific. The record is from RefSeq and is a predicted model, not a curated record.